Messenger RNA from Acaulospora colombiana, 504 nucleotides. The record is from the annotation of a GenBank genome assembly. Lineage: Eukaryota; Fungi; Glomeromycota; Glomeromycetes; Diversisporales; Acaulosporaceae.
AUGCCUCAUGUCGAUAAACACUCGAAUAUAAAGGUUAAGAAGCAUGAAGGUUUACAGUCUUCAGUAAUAAACCGGAAACGGGCAAGAGAGUCCGACAGCGACUCUCCAGGUGAAAACGCAACAAGUGAUGAAGAACCACAGUCGUCUGAAGGAGCUGAAGGAGCCAGGGUGUCGCAAUGGGUUGAUGAUGAGGAGAAUGAGAAUCAUGAUGACUCUGAUGUCCCUGAACCGCUGCUAGCCCAUGAACAGGAAGGGCGUCGUUCUUAUACAGUUAUGAUGUCAGAUCUUGCCUCUCUCUCGUUUGGUGCGCUUCUGAAAGCGAGACGCGCCUUAGCAAAGCAAGCAGCAGAUGAUACAUCAGAGUCAAACGCAUCUACAGAUGAAGAAUCAUCAGAGGAUAGCGAGGAUAAUGAUGAGGAACAUGGGGAUAUUGCUGGCCUGUCUGCUCAGCAAGAUAAGCCAGAACGAAAACCAAUCGAAAAGAGGGCGAACAAGCACGCGUGA